AUGGCACAGCGAGUGGUUUUGUUUCUACUGUGGCUCUGUGACAGGUCGUUUGCGGGAUUUCCCAAUCAGAUAAAUAUCGGGGGACUGUUCAUGCGCUCCACGGUGCAGGAGCACAGCGCCUUCAGGUUCGCUGUCCAACUCUACAACACCAACCAAAACACCACUGAGAAGCCUUUCCACCUCAACUACAAUGUCGACAACCUCGAGUCGUCCAACAGCUUUUCAGUCACCCAUGCGUUUUGCUCCCAGUUCUCCCGCGGAGUGUACGCCAUCUUUGGAUUCUACGACAAGAAGUCCAUGAACACCUUGACUUCGUUCUGCGGCGCCCUGCACACCUCCUUCGUCACGCCCAGUUACCCCACCGACAACGAGGUGCAGUUUGUCAUCCAGAUGCGCCCCGCCCUCCGCGGCGCCGUCCUCAGCCUGCUCUCCCACUACAAGUGGCAGAAGUUCGUCUACCUCUACGACACCGACCGAGGUUUCUCUAUACUGCAGGCCAUAAUGGAAGCAGCAGUAGCUAACAACUGGCAGGUGACCGCCCGCUCUGUUAGCGGCACAACAGAUGCAGCAGAGUUCAAGCGCAUCAUUGAGGAGAUGGACAGGCGGCAGGAGAAGCGCUUUGUGAUUGACUGCGAGGUGGACAGGAUCAACACCAUAUUAGAACAGGUUGUGACCCUGGGGAAGAACAGCCGUGGUUACCACUACAUUCUGGCCAAUCUUGGAUUUACUAAUGUGAGCUUGGACAAAGUCUUUGCGGGUGGAGCCAACAUUUCAGGGUUUCAGAUCGUCAACCCUGAGAACCCGAUUGUGCAGCAGUUUAUGCAGCGCUGGGAGCGGCUGGAUGAAAGAGAAUUCCCAGAAGCCCGAAACACUCCUCUGAAGUACACUUCAGCUCUGACCCAUGAUGCCAUCCUGGUGAUAGCAGAGGCCUUCAGGUACCUGCGGCGUCAACGCGUGGACGUCUCUCGUCGGGGCAGCGCCGGAGACUGCCUGGCCAAUCCCGCUGUACCUUGGAGCCAAGGCAUCGACAUCGAGAGAGCUCUCAAAACGGUCGUAGUGCACGGUAUGACUGGGAACAUCCAGUUUGACAACUACGGCCGCAGGACCAACUACACCAUUGAUGUUUAUGAGAUGAAAACAGGUGGGCCGAGGAAGAUUGGGUACUGGAACGAGUACGCGCGAUUUGUAAAUAUUAUGGACCCGCAGGUCUCCAACGACUCCUCAGUGGAAAACCGAACGAUUGUGGUCACUACUAUUAUGGAAGCUCCUUAUGUGAUGUACAAGAAAAAUUAUAUGCAUCUGGAUGGGAAUGACAGAUAUGAAGGCUACUGCGUCGAUUUAGCAUCUGAGAUUGCCAAACAUGUUGGAAUUAAGUACAAACUGUCUAUAGUAAUGGAUGGGAAGUACGGAGCCCGAGACCCCGAGACCAAGACGUGGAACGGGAUGGUGGGUGAACUGGUCUAUGGGAGAGCAGAUAUAGCCGUUGCACCUCUCACCAUAACUUUGGUUCGAGAGGAGGUGAUAGACUUUUCCAAGCCCUUUAUGAGCUUGGGCAUCUCCAUUAUGAUAAAGAAGCCACAAAAGUCCAAGCCUGGCGUUUUCUCCUUCCUGGACCCGCUGGCCUAUGAGAUCUGGAUGUGUAUAGUGUUUGCCUAUAUUGGGGUGAGCGUGGUCCUGUUCCUGGUCAGUCGGUUCAGUCCUUAUGAGUGGAACUUGGAGGAACAGGACGAGACCAAAGACCCCACCACGCCCCCCGAUCCUCCCAAUGACUUUGGCAUCUUCAACUCCCUCUGGUUCUCACUGGGAGCCUUCAUGCAGCAGGGCUGUGACAUCUCACCCAGGUCUCUGUCGGGCCGUAUCGUCGGUGGUGUGUGGUGGUUCUUCACCCUCAUCAUCAUCUCCUCCUACACAGCCAACCUGGCUGCCUUCUUGACAGUGGAGAGGAUGGUCUCUCCUAUAGAAAGUGCCGAAGAUUUAGCCAAGCAGACAGAGAUAGCAUAUGGCACUCUUGACUCAGGCUCAACAAAAGAGUUUUUUAGGCGAUCCAAAAUUGCAGUGUAUGAGAAGAUGUGGUCAUACAUGAAAUCCGCUGAGCCCUCAGUGUUUGUUAAGACCACACCCGAUGGCGUAGCCCGGGUACGAAAGUCAAAGGGCAAGUUCGCCUUUCUCCUCGAGUCCACCAUGAACGAGUACAUCGAGCAGCGGAAGCCCUGCGACACCAUGAAAGUGGGCGGAAACCUUGACUCCAAAGGAUACGGUGUGGCGACGCCCAAAGGCUCAGCAUUAGGAACUCCUGUAAACCUUGCAGUAUUGAAACUCAGUGAACAAGGCAUCUUAGACAAGCUGAAAAACAAAUGGUGGUACGAUAAGGGUGAAUGUGGAACCAAGGACUCUGGAAGUAAGGACAAGACAAGUGCUCUCAGCCUAAGCAAUGUGGCUGGUGUCUUCUAUAUUCUGGUCGGAGGGCUGGGGCUGGCCAUGAUGGUGGCUCUGAUAGAGUUCUGUUAUAAAUCACGGCAAGAAACCAAACGGCUGAAAUUGGCCAAGAAUGCCCAGAAUUUUAAGCCGGCUCCCCCGACCAACACCCAGAACUUUGCCACAUACAGAGAAGGCUACAACGUGUACGGAACCGAGAGUGUUAAGAUCUAG
Anoplopoma fimbria (sablefish) is the source of this 2649-nucleotide messenger RNA. RefSeq names its product glutamate receptor, ionotropic, AMPA 3b (gene gria3b). The transcript has 15 exons. Gene Ontology annotation, molecular function: AMPA glutamate receptor activity; transmitter-gated monoatomic ion channel activity involved in regulation of postsynaptic membrane potential. Gene Ontology annotation, biological process: monoatomic ion transport; synaptic transmission, glutamatergic; modulation of chemical synaptic transmission. Gene Ontology annotation, cellular component: postsynaptic membrane; dendritic spine; plasma membrane. Bases 1 to 2649 code for a protein of 882 amino acids. NCBI's taxonomy places the organism in Eukaryota, Metazoa, Chordata, Actinopteri, Perciformes, Anoplopomatidae. The record is from RefSeq and is a predicted model, not a curated record.